AAAGGAUUGGAGUAUUCAGGCUGUGUGUGGGUUUUCUGGCCUGAUUUGACACCUGCACUGCAAAAAAGAAACCAGUUGAACAUAGAUCGAUAUUGUAAGUCAACCUCUUUUAAAAAUACCCUGAAAAGUAGUGCAAGUGAAUCCGCAGAAAACAACUGUUAUCAAACAAACCUAUUGAACCUUUUGUAAUAUAACUGGUAUAAAUAGGCAUUUUACCCAUAUAAUCUAACCAACACGAAAAUAAUUGCUACACCGCAACACAUUGAAGUACUACAAAAUGUAAUCAAAUAUUUUAUAAAGAACGCAAUUUAUUAUAAUUAAAUCAAUAGAAAUGAGUUUCAAUAUAUUAAUGGGAUGAAUUCGGACAGGAUACAUGUGGAGUGGCUUUUGUUCUAAAAAUAAAUUCCUUUAUAUUGCCUUGAUGGGCAACUACUUGAAUAGACGUUAAUAUCGGGAUGCAUUCUAUGUGACAAAAAACCUGUCAUGCAGUUUCACGUGUGUUCGUUUUUUCUCCAUGGUAUGAACUGAAACUUGUCAAUUGUAUGCAGAAGCCUAUCAUUACAAUCUGCUCGGAAAAAAACUGAGGGAAAAUCCAGUGGAAUUAGGAUGUACCUAAAAUACUCACUACUUGAGCAAAUUAUUGCCAUUAUUGGUAUCUAGAAGAAAUUAACAUUCCUCCUGAAUGAGGCUUUGAUACCUUGACCUUUAUAAGAAGAUUCUGGUACAAAACAAGUACAAUAACUUGGGGUGACGCAUAAGAACGAUCUAAGGAACUCCUCACAAUUUUCAAAAAUAAAGAUAAAGCAAAUCCCCGGAGUCUUCGAUAAAAACUCUCGAGAAACAUUUUGAGGUCACAGCUUCGAGGUUUAAUAAAAAAUUUGAUCAGUUUAAACAAAGCAUUUCAUAUUCAUGAAUGACAAUAAUUCUUGUGGAGGCCGAAUAAAUUAGAUACUGGGAGUUGUUCUCAAGGAUCAUAGAAGGGAGGUCAGAGAUGUAGAUCAAGGAAUGUGGCAUUUUCUCAAUCGCGGACUGAACUAUAAAGUUCUCAUUUUUCAGAUGUCAUAAAUCAGAUCAAGCUUGUCUGCUAGAUUUUCAAUUGACUGAAAAUGACUUCUAAAAGUAGGAGCAUCUAUCUAUGUACUAGUUAACAAUUUUAGUGUUUUAUAUUGUUACAAUAAUAUCCUUCCACGUACUUAAAAAACCCUCUAGCCCAAAAAAUAUAUGCAUCCAAACAAAUUGUGUAUCGUUCUUUCUACACUCGAGGGUUUUUACGAGAAAAAAACUUUCCUGCCCCGAAUUUACUUGCAUCUCACGUACCUAUUAGGGAUGGGGGACAAAUAAGACGUUUAUUUAAACAAGGGUGCAGUGUAAGGGCGCAAUAUAAAGCGAGACACCCCUAUUAAAGUAAGAGAAUAGAAUUAGGUACAGGUAUUUGUUGACUUGUUUUGAUGUAAAGAGAAUUGGAUGUCAGGGGUUCUGUUGAGUUGCAAUUGUCAUCAAUGUGGCUUCGUUACCUAUAUGAUUACUGAAUUUUGAUAUCUACUAUUUGAAAACUAGAAUAUACAUGAAAGAAAUAUUUUUUGGCCGUUUUGUAGAUAAUGAAUAAAAUAAUGUGUGAUAAUCUCUCUUAACAGGGGCUCACGACGAACUCUUCUUCACUGAGUGUACACUAUUGCUGCUGACGGCAUGCGUAGUCUUCAUUUGUCAAAAGUACCUCACUGUAGUCUGAUAGCUAGGUCCUUACACGAUGGUCAUCAAACCAUUAUUAACACUGAUGCCCACCACCAAAUAACUCCGAUUAAACCUACAAGAAUUCAUCCAAUAUUUUCUCACAAGACAUUACUGGUAGCUCGUUUAUAUUAUGAGUAGGUACUAGCUGGCAUAGGACCUCCAAGAGAGGAGUUAUCAGUGCCUUCCGCAUGGUCGGCCUUGAGGCAUCGCUCGUGAACCCCUGUGUCCAAUCGUCGACAAUUUGUUACAUUAUUCUACUUGAAUUCCUUGCCACGUUUCCACUUUCAGAUACUUUUGUUGGAGAUAAGGGGUUUGGAGGUUUAAGUGUUUCAAGGGUCUGUUGUUUGGAAAGAUUAGGUAUUAUCGAAAAAUUUUGGUUCGACCUGUAACUUAAUGAUGCUCAAACGCAUAACUCUAAGUGUUUUUCAGCAACAACAAAAAACACCUAGACCGACCCAAAUAUACCAAAGAAAAUAGGUUCUACGUAGGUUGAAAGGUGUGUAAUUAAACUUAAAUGUGUAAGUCUUUGUACAAACGCUUAAGAAAUAAUUUAUUCAGGACGAAAUUAGUUCUACUAGGCGCGGGCACUACGGUGCGUACUAAAUUAUUAAUGGCCAUUGUAAUUAUCAACGUUAAUUAAAGCUUUAUUUUAUCUUUUGUUAAAAAUAGGAGUCCAAUAAGUAGGUCACUACCUACCGUCCACCGUAACGAACGUUGAAUAUGCUUUGUUUGGCGUAGGAAAUUUUUUGAAACCUGUUCUAAUUCAUUUGCUUCCAAUCACGGUAUUAUGCACGUCCCUGAUAAAAUGUCUUCUACGAUAAAUAGUCACUACCGUCCACCGUAACGAACAUAGAAUACCUAUGCUUUGUUUGGCGUAGGAAAUUGUUGAAACCUCUUCUAAUUCAUUUGUUUCCAAUCACGGUUUUAUACACGUCCCUGAUAAAAUGUCUUCAACGAUAAAUAGCCUAAACCGCGUGAAAACAAUUUUGCGAACCGCAUGAAAAGAUUAGCUUCUUCAACCAACCAACCGUAGAUUGUAGGUAUUAGUAGGCACCUACAAUCUACGUAAUAUUAAGAAACGAUAUUUACGUGUGUGAUCGUCAAAAUGUUUGUUUUCAUUUAUUUUUUUAUUAGAGUGAACAAUAUAAACCACUUCUCUAGACGAUGCAUAAUCGGUGUAUUUAUUUAGAGCGUUUAGAAAGUACCUACAGUCAGCGAACCCAGGGCAUCAACCUCGCUAUUACCUUUGUUACAUAAGUUGUAAAGACCUUGGUAGCGCCAAUCAGAAUGCUGUGCUCUGCUUCCUCAUUCCUAAGUUCAUUGCUAAAUUCUUUGAGUACAUUGAUCCAUUUGGAUUGCUGAAAAAAGUUGUGCACUUUUUAUAUAUUUUUUUCGUAAUAAAACGGCAACAUUUAAAGCUUCUAUCAAUGUUAAACAUGUCAACGCCAACGCAAUGUCAAUGUUAUGUCAUCGUGACAAAACACCCCAUAUUCCCGCAUUCCAUACCUAAACCUAAUUUCGCAGCAUCAGAGUGAGAUAGCCGAUAAUAUACGUACGAGAGUAAAAGAGAAAUCGUAUGACUAAUUGUUUUAUAACAACUUUAAAAUGGAACGCAACAUCUAUAACAUUAUUGAUGCCGUUUUGCAGUUGUAAAAUAUCUUAUAAUAAUUUAUAAUUUAUUUGAAAAUUACUCGUUAUGGCUUCCACAUCUAAAGACGUUCCUGCGGCUGUCAUUCAGGAUAAUCCUCCUGAUGAUUUGGAACCCGGUGCAUGCUACGACAGCAUCCUAAAUCCGACAGAUUCGUUCGAGGAGUUCGCUUCGGAGAUGAGCUCGAGUUUACAAGAAAGAAAUAUAUCAUUGGCAACCAAAAACAGUACUAUAAGUGAGAUUCAAAGUGAAAUUAUUGGUGAGAGUUCUGCUCAGAUGAAAGCGACGAAGUCUAGUGACGACUUACAAACUAAAGAUGAAUCAAUAUCAGCGUCAACGAGCCACUCCAACUUAGUGGAACAGAAUGGUGAUGAGACAGACAAUGAGAAAGAUGAUUAUCUUCAAUCACCAGAACUAGUGAACAAAGAAAAACAUGUGUUCAUACUCAGUUCUGCUGGUAAACCUAUUUAUUCUAGAUAUGGUAACGAAGACAAGUUGGCAGGCCUCUGCGGGGUCAUCCAAGCGCUAGUCAGCGUAGUAGAGGAACAAAACCAGGAUAUAUUGAGAUCUAUCACCACAAAGGAUUGUAAGGCUGUGUUCUUAGUGAAGGGACCUUUGAUAUUAGUUGUGGUAUCAAAGUCUAAUGAGAGUGAAACACAACUUGUUCUACAGUUAACGUAUGCAUUUAAUCAAAUAGUGUCAGUACUUACUCUAACACAGCUGAACAGAAUAUUUGAACAAAGAAGGAACUAUGAUCUGCGAAGACUGUUGUCGGGGGCCGAGCGACUUAUAGAUCACUUACUUAUAUUUAUGGAAAAGGAUCCCGCAUUUUUACUGGGCGCAGUCCGCUGUCUACCGCUCCCCGAGAAAGCCAGAGAGAACAUAACAAACGCUAUACAAACUACUUGCAACAAAAUAAGAGAUUUGGUCUUCGCUAUAAUGCUGGCUGGCAACCAACUGAUUACCCUAGUACGAAUGAAGAAGUACACAUUACAUCCCUCUGAUAUACAUUUGUUGUUUAAUUUGGUUCGGAGCUCUGAAUCUUUUAAGACGGCGGAGAGCUGGACCCCGAUUUGUUUGCCGAAGUUUGAUUCAACCGGCUUCCUCCACGGCCACGUAUCCUACAUCUCAGAAGACUGCCAAGCCUGCCUCCUCCUUCUAACAGUACAACGCGACGCAUUCUUCCCUCUCUCCCAAGCUAAACACACAAUCGCCGAAAAACUUCGCCGUUCAAACUGUCUCGUAGCCAUCAACGACGCUUUAAACAGGAACGAAGAAUUACCUACAACAAACCCUCUAAAACACAUAGGAAUACCUGAAAUCAGACAUUUUAUGUACAAGUGUAAAUCUACUGCCCAAUUAUUUACGUCAGAUCCUAUAAGUUUAGAUAAACUACAGGAUUAUAGAAUGAGGCAUAAAGUAGGAGGUGAUAUUAUGGUGAAAAAGGCGGAAAGGCUGUCUGAUAUAGACUAUGUGAGGAAUUAUAGAAGGUUUUGCAGUUCUAUACAUUGUACUUCGACGCCAGCUAAGCUGAUAUUUCGGUCGAAUUCUAGUGACACCGUUUUGGCUUGGGUAACAAACGGCUUUGAACUCUAUGUAACAUUCGACCCCCUAAUGGAAAAAGACCAAGCCAUCAAAGCAGUAGACCGUCUACUCAAAUGGAUCAAGAAAGAAGAACAAAGGAUUUUCAUAAUGCACGCGCCGACCUUCUAGCUAAAAUUCAGUGUGCCUUCACUCAGUGGCAUGAUUAAAAACUCUUUGAAUCGCAACUCUAGUUCUGAGGAGUGCCUAUGAUUUUUUUUUUUACUUCUUUUUCUUCUUAAUGGCUACAUGGUCAGGGAAAAUUAUAUUAGCAAAAAAUAGAAGGAAAAACAAACAAUUGAUUAGGACUGGGUACUUUCAGAUUACCCGCGAAAUUAUCUAUUCCUUUUUAUCGACCCACUGCUGGGCACAGGCAUAGAAGGAUAUUAUUUAAUGAUUGGAUAAUUAGGUAUUCGUAUUUCAAAUUGCAAAAUCAGGCAGCAAAUAUAUGACGAACGAAUUCAACGCUACGCUUUAUGUAUUUUGAAUGUAGGAAAUCAAGAGUUUCAAUCACUGUUCAUUUUUUCAAGUUAUGCUCAUUCGAUUAUGCAUUGAAAAAUAAAAACGUGCUUUUGAUAUUCGAAUUAGUAGGUAUCUCCCGAAUGUGCCACAGGUGAUAUUUUUUGCAUUCUUUUUAAAUAUGUUAAAUUGUUUUUCUAGUGUUUAAAUUAUUUUUCUUACAACACAUCCAAAAUCUUAAUUUAUCAUACCUGCUCUAUAUUUUAUUUAUGUGCUACCAACUGUAUACAGAUGAGUUUAAUUAUCUCUCUAUUACUUAGUACGCAGUCAUAUAAUCCUUAUUAUAUUUCAGCCGUAACUCUGCUGUUUAAGAAAACUGCUGAGCCUAUCUCUUUAGCCUCAAUUAUAAAAUAGACUAAAAUUAUCUAUGCAAUUCACGCCAAUUAUGUUUUCAUUUCUGAAGUAGUUAUGUUGAUAAAUUCACUAUAAUGAAGCCUAUAAUAUGGAAAUGACUAUCUUCGGAAUAGCAAUCUUAGUUGGCGUGAACUGUAGGUACAUAUUGUAGUCACAUGAACAAUAAUAUAACGUAUUAUUUAUGAAAUUAGUGCUAGUGAAUUGUAAAAAAUAAAAUAAAUUAAUGAAAAUAUAGGUACCUACAUUGAGAAAUCAAAUUAGACUAAUUUAUUGAUUGCAAAUGAAAUUAUUGAAAUGCAUUUAGCAUUAAUAUAGUGUUUAUAAAUUGUUAGAUAGAUGUUAAAAGAAAAAACAAUAUGAACUUGGGGGUUUUAUGCAUAGACAAGGAGAAUGGCAAAAAUCAUGCAUGACUUACCAACUAUGAAGUUAUAGAUAUUUUUCAGGAAAACUGGACUCAAAAAAUUUAAAAGAAUAUUAGUCUCCUCCUUGUCUAUGUUGUGUACAUUAUGUAGAUAGUGAAAUAAAAAUGAAUAUGCUCAUAUUUUAUAGUAUGAAUUGUUCUUCCUAUUAGAUUUUCAAACUUGUUAGAUUUCAGUUUAAAAUAUGACUGUCGGAAGGCAUGAUGAUUUUUCUAUAAUUAUGUAUUCAAUAAGAAGUUGUCUACCUAUAUUCCUUCAUCAAAUUACAUAUAUUUUUUGUUAACAAUCUCAUAUCAAUAUGUAACGAACUUUUUAUUCAGCUUUUCUGUUAUAUAAGUAGUGCUUUUAUUUAUGGCAAAUUAUAAUCAUUCAAAUUUAAGUGCAAAAAUGAGGUGGUGCUAUACUUUGCAUAUAGAUUCAUCUCAUUCUCAUAAUGUAAUUGAAUUUAUCAUUAUAUGAGCUUAUGUCCGCUAAUAGUUUAGCCACAUAGAAAUUAAAAUGUACAUAAUACAAAAUGAUUGUACUUGUAAAUGAAAUGUUUACUUUACAGAGAAUUAUUUUUAUGAUAUUGUUAUCAUAACUUUUUUUUAAAUAUACAUGUCAAUUCAUUGGUAUA
Messenger RNA from Helicoverpa zea (corn earworm), 6868 nucleotides. It is a transcript of the gene Mon1, whose product is annotated as vacuolar fusion protein MON1 homolog A. Gene Ontology annotation, biological process: protein targeting to vacuole; endosome to lysosome transport via multivesicular body sorting pathway. NCBI's taxonomy places the organism in Eukaryota, Metazoa, Arthropoda, Insecta, Lepidoptera, Noctuidae. The transcript has 7 exons. The coding region runs from base 3428 to 5092 and encodes 554 amino acids. The record is from RefSeq and is a predicted model, not a curated record.